Molecule: messenger RNA, 1723 nt
Organism: Danio rerio (zebrafish)
Lineage: Eukaryota; Metazoa; Chordata; Actinopteri; Cypriniformes; Danionidae
Source: RefSeq, a predicted model, not a curated record
UACGCAAAUAGAAGCUUCAGUGUCAUACGUAACAUCAUUAGACUGGCUCUCUCCACAAGGAGCGGAUGGAGUUUCUGAUCAGAAAGUCCCCUCAACACACUAAUAUUCUGGGAUGGCCCUGGUUGCAAGCCCAUAAUCCGCUCAUAUCCUGGAAAUCAGGUUCUCUUCACACAUUUCGUUUUGUGAGGUGUACACCUCAGUACAAUGGCAGACACAAAGCAUAUUGCAUUCUCCAUCAUCCAGUUUCUCCGUGACCAGCUGUCCUCUGGGGGUCUGUCAUCAGAUGCACAAGAAAGUUUAGAAGUUGCUAUUCAGUGCUUGGAGACAACAUUUGGGAUUUCUGUAGAUGACCAGAACUUAGCAGUCAGUCAGUCUCUGCCAGAGUUAUUUGCUUUUGCAACUAAACAGACUGGUACAACACAAGAAAACACAUUUGUAACCACUGGAUCACCUUAUGAGCAUCAGUUAGCAGAGGCUGAGCGUCUUAAAACAGAUGGAAAUGAUCAGAUGAAAGUGGAAAACUUUAGUGCAGCUGUGGAGUUUUACUCUAAAGCCAUCCAGCUUAAUCCUCAAAAUGCUGUCUACUUUUGCAACAGAGCUGCAGCAUACAGCAAGCUAGGGAACUAUGCUGGAGCUGUUCAAGACUGUGAACGUGCCAUUGGAAUUGAUGCAAACUACAGUAAAGCAUAUGGACGAAUGGGGCUUGCUCUUGCAAGUUUGAACAAAUACUCAGAGGCUGUGAGCUAUUACAAGAAAGCACUGGAACUGGACCCUGACAAUGACACCUACAAAGUCAACCUUCAAGUUGCAGAACAGAAGGUUAAGGAAACACAGCCAAGCACAGCAGGGGGGUUGGGAGGAGUCGAUCUGGCUGGUUUGCUGAGUAACCCUGGGUUCAUGAAUAUGGCAUCUAAUUUAAUGAACAACCCUCAAGUGCAACAACUUGUAUCAGGUAUGAUGUCUGGGUCUUACAGUCCCGUAAGUAGUGCCACCUCACCAACAGCUGCUGGAGCAGGAGGUGGUGGUGCCAAUGACCUCUCCAGCCUCAUACAGGCUGGACAGCAGUUUGCACAACAAAUGCAACAGCAGAAUCCUGAGCUUAUUGAACAGCUGAGGAGUCAAAUGCGCAGCCGACCUCCCAGUAGUGCUGGCAAUGAUGAACCCUGACACUCCUCAUGAAUUGAACACUACUUCAUGGACACAUGGAAGAUGUGCUACUUUUUUUAAAGAUAUACCUUGUUCCUACAAGUCUGGAACAAGACCAAUUUAUCCAUCUGUAAAAAUAAAAUUAUAAAUUAAAAAAUGGGUUCCCACGGCCCAUUAUACCAAAUCAGUAUGUACACAUAUUGUUUUGAAAGUGAAGAAAUGUAUGAUCAAAUGAAAUGUCACACUACCAUUAUUUUCUCAUAUAGUAAUCCAGGUUAAUUGACUGCAAUUGUUACCUCAAUGAUAUAAUUCAGUUUUGCUGUUAACACAUCAGUGAUUCAUCUGUCUAGUGACAAGUCUCUGUCUGAUCUUAUAGGGGUCUUACUGGGAGCAUGCAGUCUAAACACUUACAAAUGUCGGAUUUCAAAUAUGAAUUUGAGGCAAAUUGUCAUGCUUUAUAAAUGUUUGCCAUGCUUGCAAUGAAUGAGAUUGGACAAUUGCCAUUGCCCUAAUUAAUAGCUGUGACUCUUAGUUUGUUCUGAUUUCUUUUGAAAUAAAUUUUUUUUUGUCAAUUUUG